AUGGCUCGGCCCACGUAUGGCAUUGUCCAGGCAAUGCAGUCCCUGAGAUUGUAUUCGCCCUCCUCUUACCGAUUGGCAGCUCCUGUACUGCGGAGACAGACCCGUGGCUACGCGACAGAGCCCGAAAACACCACCGGGGAGAUGCAAUCAUCGACUGAAGUGCCCCCGACGGAAUUGCCUUCCACCGAACCUCUUCCCACGAAGUCCUUUGCGACCGAAGCCUCUUCGACCCAGCCCCCUUCAGCAGCUCCUCCGGCAGAGGCUCCCCCAUCCGACAUCCCGCGUGUCGUGAAAGCCGCACCGCAGAUCGACUUUGCCAAAUUCACAUCUCAGCCCGCCCGUAUCAUCCCAGCCUCACCAUCCUACUUCUCCGGCAGCCCCCGGUUCAUCGACAACGUGCUGAUGCUGGAGUCACUGCAAGCCAAGUAUGCCUCGCUCCCCGUAGUAGGUGCCGGCGAGGCGCCGCGCAUGGCCUGGUUCAAGCUGGCCCAAUUCCGAGACUUUGUGGGCGAGCCCGUGCCGAUGAAGAAAUACAAAUCACUGCUCAAGAUUCUGCAGCGGUUGAACCGCAUCCAGCCUGAGAUGGUGCCCCAGGAGGUGCGCUCUCAUCUGAGCAAAUUCCUGCGUCCUGGUAACCCGUACGCUCAGCAGAACGUGCCUCGCACCGUGGACGAGAACGGUCGCGCUCGUGCGAAAGGCAAGCGUAAGGAGUCGACCGCCGUUGUGCAGUUGGUUGAGGGUGAGGGCGAGAUCAUGGUCAAUGGCAAAUCACUUGUCGAGAUGUUCCAGCGGGUGCAUGACCGUGAGAGUGCCCUUUGGGCUCUGCGAAGUACCCAGCGGAUGGACAAGUAUAAUGCCUGGAUUACGGUCAAGGGUGGUGGUGUGACUGGUCAGGCGGAGGCUAUCACUUUGGCGAUUGCGCGGGCGUUGCUGAUACACGAGCCGGCUUUGAAACCUGCUUUGCGGAAAGCUGGUGUCAUUACUGUCGAUGCUCGUCGCGUGGAGAGGAAGAAGCCGGGUCACGUCAAGGCCCGCAAGAUGCCCACCUGGGUCAAGCGUUGA
Molecule: messenger RNA, 1062 nt
Organism: Penicillium maclennaniae
Lineage: Eukaryota; Fungi; Ascomycota; Eurotiomycetes; Eurotiales; Aspergillaceae
Product: mitochondrial 37S ribosomal protein uS9m
Exons: 2
Coding region: 1-1062 (353 amino acids)
Biological process (GO): translation
Cellular component (GO): ribosome; mitochondrial small ribosomal subunit
Molecular function (GO): RNA binding; structural constituent of ribosome
Source: RefSeq, a predicted model, not a curated record